AUGGUUAGAUUCCUUAUUCAUCAUAACCUUGAAGGAAAUACUAUUUAUUUUUCACAAUUUUAUCAAACUAAUAUUCAAGCAAGAAAAUUAGAAGCAUUAAUGGAAAUUAUUAUAGCUCAUUUAAAAAGUGAUAUUGAAAGAGAAGGAAUUGUAAAUGGAGAUACAAUGAAAUUUUCAACAUAUUGUAUUGAAAGUCAAGAAUAUUCUAAUUCUUCAUUAAAAUCUCUUCAAGAAGAAUUUGAAGGAAUUCAAAUUAUUUAUUGUGAAGUUGGUGGAAUUAUUAUUACACUUGGUCUUCAUGAUUAUGAUUCAAUAUUUGCAUCUCAAAAUUUCCUUAAUAAUUGGGUGUUAAUUCUUCGUAAAUUAUAUAAAACAAAUACAUUAUCAAAUAUUUAUGAAAGAAUUGAUGAAUUAUUAGCUCAUCUUGAUAAGUUUUUACCUUUAGGAGAUAUGACUUUAAUAAAUCAAAGUUAUUUAGAAUAUUUGAAAAAUGAAGCAAUAAAUUUAACACGUGCAAUGUGA
Entamoeba dispar SAW760 is the source of this 522-nucleotide messenger RNA. RefSeq lists its product as uncharacterized. The record is from RefSeq and is a predicted model, not a curated record. The coding region runs from base 1 to 522 and encodes 173 amino acids. Lineage: Eukaryota; Evosea; Mastigamoebida; Endamoebidae. The transcript has a single exon.